Epinephelus lanceolatus (giant grouper) is the source of this 4743-nucleotide messenger RNA. It is a transcript of the gene ikzf4, whose product is annotated as IKAROS family zinc finger 4. Gene Ontology annotation, molecular function: RNA polymerase II cis-regulatory region sequence-specific DNA binding; DNA-binding transcription factor activity. The record is from RefSeq and is a predicted model, not a curated record. Gene Ontology annotation, biological process: regulation of transcription by RNA polymerase II. NCBI's taxonomy places the organism in Eukaryota, Metazoa, Chordata, Actinopteri, Perciformes, Serranidae.
UCUGUCCAUUGUUGUUGUCAUCCAUUUGAGCAAAAGGUGCAGCAUUGUACAUCUGGGUAUUAUUGUGUCUCUCUUUUCUCUAUAAACAUGACAUUAAAUGGGGAAUCACCUUAACUCUGCUCACAUGGAAUCAACAUGUUAUCUGUCUGUUAACUUAGCACCGCCCGUGUUGGAAAUUGGUGUAGUCUGCAUACCUCUUUGCACUUAACAGUCUGCUGCACCAUGUCACCUACAGUGAAAUAUUAUUGGCCUAUUGCACGUAUACAGAGGGGGUGGACAAAAAAACAGAAACAAUAAAUAAUAACAGCAAAUAAAUAUAACCCACGAACUUAACCUCAUCAAAAUUCAACAUUGCCAGAUUAUGAAUUUAUAAAAUAUUAUAACUGUAUAUAUUAUCAAUGUAUAUAUCAUAUACAUUUAGAUUAUCAGAAAACUGCUAAUAAUUAAGGUAACGUACUAGGCCUACAUAUAGCUUUAUAGCUUGGAUUUUUUUCUUCUGCAUUAUUUCCUCUCUACCUCUCUGGUCAUCCUCAUGUUCUUUCUCUAAAGUUAAAUUUCCCCCUUGGGAUUAAAUAAAGUUUGAUGUCAACAUCUUAAUACAUCAGAAUCAAUUUUAUUGGGGAAGUACUAUGUGUACAUAAAUAGACAUGACAGCUGGGAACAAGGAUAACAAAUCUAUACAAAUAAAAGCAAAACAUAGGCAGGAUCAUUAUGAACACAAAUAUUUUAAAGAAUAUGUGUGUAUAUAAAUAUUCUAUAAAUAUAUAUAAAAAGCACAGAGGACCAGUGUUGAAUUUUGUUGAGAUAACAUCAGUAGUGUAAGGUGUUCCAGCUAUUUUGUCCACCCCCAGGCGUUUUAACUCCUCCUCCAACACUCUUGGCCAUUUGGUUUCUAUAAAUGCAGGGCUUCUCAUAUUCAUUUGCUGGCCAUGUUGCAGAAGAAUCUACAUGAUACAGAAAUAGCAGGGCAGAGCACAGGUUUACUAAAUUAGUUUAUUAGAGUGAACUUAUUAUUAGACACUUGGAAGUGAGAGCUUAAAGCUGUUUCCUAGCCUUAUCCUUGUCACAACAAACAGCUGGCAUCUGGUGAGAGAAUGAAUGCUGAUGACUGCAAUGGACGCUCAUAUGCACAAGGUAAUGGAGGAGAGUCAUCAACCGAACAGGAUUUUUAUGGCAGGUUGCAGGGCCCUUCGGCAAGAUCUCCAAACAGUCAGCAGUCGUCACCACACCGAUCCCUUAGUGCAAACUCCAUCAAGGUUGAGCUGUGCAGCGAUGAUGAGUCACCAGGUGCUCCACAGCCAGAGAACAGAGAGGCUGUGAGGGACGAUAGCAGGAGGGAUGACAGAGGGGACCCCAUGGAAGAAGGGAGCGCAGAGUACGCUGGGGCUGGAAGAGACAGAGGGAGCGUUUACAAUGAGAUGGCCAGUCCAAAUGCUGCUUCACCAGGACCUAUCCGGCUGCCCAAUGGGAAGCUCCAGUGUGAAGUGUGUGGGAUGAUCUGCAUUGGACCCAACGUGCUAAUGGUGCACAAGCGUAGCCACACAGGUGAGAGGCCGUUCCAGUGUAAUCAGUGUGGAGCUUCCUUCACCCAGAAGGGGAACUUGUUGCGCCACAUCAAGUUGCAUUCGGGAGAGAAGCCUUUCAAAUGUCCUGUUUGCAACUAUGCUUGUCGCCGGAGAGAUGCCCUGGCUGGACAUUUACGCACACAUGCAGCUUCUUCUCCAACGGUGGGAAAGCCGUUCAAGUGUAGCUACUGUAGUCGCAGCUACAAACAACAAAGCACACUCGACGAGCAUCUAGAGCGCUGCCAUAGUUACCUGAAGAGUCUGGACCACCAGACAACAGUCAACGCACAGACAGCACAGGGUGAAGAGUCAGUAAAUAUGGAGGCAAUUACUAAACCUGUGCUGCAGCCAUCCAGUGAAAAAAUCCAGUUUGUGGAUAGACUGGCUAUCAGCAUCACCACCAAACGCAAGAGGUCAACGCCACAGAAGUUUCUGGGUGAAAAGCACAUGAGCCUCGACCUACCUGAAGCACCUUAUGAAUUGUCCUCUGGCUCUGAGAAGGAUGGAGACCUCAUGAGCUCUCAGCCUGCUGGAGACUCUGCUGGUUUGGCCGGUUCACAUCUCCAACGCAGCAGGGCUAAAGGGGAGAACCAUGAGCCGCCUGCACUGUCUCAGCUCCAUCCUGCCUUCCUGUCGGAGCUACGCACGGUUAUGGGCUCCAUCAAAAGCAACGUGACUCCUCAGGGCCCCCGAGCCCAUGGUGGAGGUGGGCUGGCAGCGGUGUCUCUUGGCCUGGCUGGGCGGGAGGCAGGUGAAGGCCGCGAUGACCAGCGCUCAGCCCAUAGCCACACCACCUCACCCAACGGCUGCCCCGACUCUACAGACACAGAGAGCACAGCAGAAGAGCAGAGCACAAGGGCUACAGCCCCGACAAGUACCUCCAACAACCACCACCUCCACUAUCAAACCCCAGCACUGCCCCGCAGCCAUCCCACUUCCAGCCCCAGCCAGGCCAAAGACUCGGACCCAGAGUGGGAGAGAGCGUGUCCUGUACCCCCCAUGAUCGCAAAGAGGAGCCCUGUCUCGCCCCUUUCUUCCAUGGAGACUGUGCAGGUGUUAGACAGGGACGGCCGGCCUGUGCGCAACUUCCACUGCCGGCACUGUCGCAUCCUCUUCCUGGACCAUGUCAUGUUCACCAUCCACAUGGGUUGCCAUGGCUUUCACCAACCCUUCGAGUGCAACAUCUGUGGCCACCGCAGCCAGGACCGCUACGAGUUCUCGUCUCACAUCAGCCGCGGAGAGCAUCAGGUGGGCUGAGGAGAGGUGACCGCUGCUCUCUAAAGAUGUAGGCUCCUGUUUGUUCUGCACCAGAUCAGUUGCUUUAAAUCCCUAGUGUAAGUAAAAGGAUUUGUGGUUUUAACGUGAGAAUAUUUAUCAAACUAAAGCAGAUGCGAGUGAAGAAUCUUUUCACCGCACCAUUUAAAGUUUAGAGGAGGCAAAUUAUAUUCUAUGAUUGAUUGCACUCCCAUAUCAAAUCAUCUGGCAGAACUACUGGUUCUGCUUCAAAAGUGCCUUCUUUGGGGGUUUCCUCUUAACUACAAAAAAAAAAAAAAAAAAAAAAACUGGAGGGGAUCUGGUGCUCAAAAAUCUUGACUAGCCAUCUUUUGCUAAGUGAUUUUGUUAGCACUUUUGAGAGUUCAUGUGCACAGGCAGUUAAAGGAAAGCAUGGCAUGUACAUUUUAAGAAUUCUAUUCGGUAUGCACUAAGAGCUUUGUUUUUGUGGUUGAGGAGGGUACUUUGUGUCGUGUGUCAGGUAAGCUUAAUAUGCACUGAGAGCUUUGUGCCUCUGGGUUUGGGAUCAGCUUUUGUCACAGACGAAGCACAGAAAUGGAUUGCCUUAACUUCUACAGCGGCUGUACGCUGCUGUAGGAAUACAUUGUUUACAGCAUGUGUGAAGUCACCUCAGAGGGGAGAGAAUAUUUUGCAGCUGCACGGCGAGACUAUCAGGACAAAGCAAAGUCACAAGGGAAAAGAACUUGAAAACGUUCAGGGGCCUUUAGGGCUCGUAUGUAAAAUAGGUUUUUGGAUUUUAAAGUGAGCCUUAGAAUACUGGUGCAGAUCAGACCACGAGCCACGUAGUGUACAGUAAGACCCUGACUAAGAUGGCCUGGGGUGCUAUACCUAUACAGGAUUGCACUUUUAGGUUCCCUGCUUAUAUAUGAACAUCAUUGCUGAAGCACUUGAUGGCUUUACAAGUUGUUUUUUUUUUCUGUGAUUGUUCUACUGCACUGAUAAAUCGCAUAAUACUCACAAUAAUCAUCUAAUUUGCAACACCAGUGUAUUUUUAAAUGGAGCCGGCCUUCUACAGAAUCCCACAGCGUUGCACUGGUUUUGUGGUCUACACUCAAGUUUGCUGCAAUGUGUGACUGAGAAUUAAAUAUCAGUUCGACUAUGACGAUUCUUUUGUGGUUUUGCACUCAGCAGUCGAGGCUGGGAUUUUAAACAAUUUGCAUCAUGUAAGUGGAUUAACAAAUUAAUUAUUUAAAAGAUUAAUUAACAAAUCAGUUUGGAUCUGUUGAGUUAUCACUUGUGAUUAUCUAUUUAGUGUUGUUUGUUUCAGCCUUGGUGUAUUUAAUCAGCUAUAUUCCAAAUCUUAUCCAGCAUAUUCCUCAAGUCCAUGAAAUGUUACCUCCUGCUUCUUUAUAGCACCCAAAUACCUUAUUGCUACAGUAUGGUGAGUUAUCUGAUAAUGUUAAUAUUGGGAACAUGAAUGAGACCAAACUCAGUAUUCUUACUUGUUAUUGUGGGUUUGCUGCUUCAUAGUUUAACUUAAUUUCCUUCGAUCGCAGGCAAAAAUAUACUUGAAACUGUUUGAGAAAAAAAGUAAAUCUAAAAAUGCACUUGGUUUGAUAAGUAGAGAAAUGUGUGUGAAUGGAAUAUAGCAUGUGUGCUUGUCAUUUUCUGCUUUUUCCCUGAAUUGUUACUUUUUUCUUUUUUUUCUUUUUUUUGAAAAUGUGAAGUAAUUUCAAGAAGUGAAAAUGAGGCAUGGGUUUUUGUCUCCUCGUGUGGACUUUUCAAUGUUAUAUGAUAUUUUGUGAAUGAUGUAACAUGACAAAACACUUUACCUCAAAGUUAAAGAUGUACAACUGCCUCAUUAUUUCAACAAGUCAUGUUGCUUUCCGAGAUGUUCUUGCAGUUACAGAUGCGUGCCCCUCGAUAUUCUCAAAACUUUUUACUG